GGGAACCGAGUGUUACCCGCUCGCGGUCCGCGCCGGGGCGCCAUGGCACCGCGCGGGAAGAAGCGCAAAGCCGAGGCGCCAGCGGCGCCGGUGGCAACGGCCGAGAAGCGGGAGAAAGUGGGCAGCGAGCUGCCCGAGGUGGAAGAGACGGUGGUCGUCAUCGAGCACUGCACCAGCUGACGCGUCUACGGGCGCAACGCCGCGGCCGUGAGCCAGGCGCUGCGCCAGGAGGCCCCCGAGCUGCCCGUGAAGGUGAACCCCACCAAGCCCCGGCGGGGCAGCUUCGAGGUGACGCUGCUGCGCCCGGACGGCAGCCGCGCGGAGCUCUGGACUGGGAUUAAGAAGGGUCCCCCGCGCAAACUCAAGUUCCCGGAGCCGCAGGAGCUGGUGGUGGAGCUGAAGAAGCACCUCCCGUAGGACCGUCCUCGCGCUGAGCUUUCUGUUCCUGGUGAUGUUGGAGCAUUGAUGAUGGAACAUGACCAAACAUUAGUCAUGUUCCUGAAGCCAAGUUUUCUUUCUCUCCAGAAAUGACAGUUCAGGAACCCCCCCGAGUAAGGCACUGAAAAAGUCUUGGAUUUGGUUUGCUUAAUAAAAAUUCAAAUAAAGCGCCUGAAUAGUAAAAUAAAA
Sorex fumeus (smoky shrew) is the source of this 627-nucleotide messenger RNA. It is a transcript of the gene SELENOH, whose product is annotated as selenoprotein H. Gene Ontology annotation, cellular component: Golgi apparatus. The record is from RefSeq and is a predicted model, not a curated record. The transcript is spliced from 4 exons. NCBI's taxonomy places the organism in Eukaryota, Metazoa, Chordata, Mammalia, Eulipotyphla, Soricidae.